Messenger RNA from Trypanosoma rangeli, 471 nucleotides. RefSeq lists its product as uncharacterized. NCBI's taxonomy places the organism in Eukaryota, Euglenozoa, Kinetoplastea, Trypanosomatida, Trypanosomatidae. The coding region runs from base 1 to 471 and encodes 156 amino acids. The record is from RefSeq and is a predicted model, not a curated record. The transcript has a single exon.
AUGGAGGUUGGGGGAACCAUAACGCCGCUGCUUCAGAGGGAGCGACGCGAAUUGGAGCUUUUGGAAAUGGGGGCGCAGCUGCUGCAUGAGGACGUGGGCAGGGGCCGUGCAUCGGGCCGUUGUAUUGUGAGUUUGCGUGAAGGAAAUGGACGCCGUGGAACAAGGAUGACGAGACGGCGGUUUGACGCAUAUGAGACGCUGUUGCAUAUGAUGUGUUGCGCUGCAGCCCCCAGUGAACUCUACGAGGGGGUGAGAUGCUUUGCUGCGCCUGCAUUAAACGUGAGUGCAGCUACGAUUUACUGGCCCUCUGGAACCAAUGGUGCGAGGAGCUGGACCGGUGUGACCUUGCACUCGCCUGUAACGACGACGUUGCUUGUUACACGCGUGAAGUAUGCGCCGCUUCAGAAGAAGUGGAAAACGGCGCAACACGAGCUGAUGCAUCGGCAGCAUGUGGCGGAGAGUGAGCUGUAG